AGUAUAAUUAAAUACCAUUUUAAGAGAUUAAGUACCAUUAAAGAACAAGAAAUGGACGGUCCUGGUACAACAGUUGACCUUCUCCUGAAAAGAAAGUGGUCUGCAACCAAUUGGCCACAACAAAAACGGCUUGACAAAGUUGCAACAGACACAACAAUGGAAACAGAGUACUAAAAGCUGCCUUGAAAAUCUGCAAAAAUCUGACAUGUUUGCAGGUAUAUUUCUGAGAAUGGGGGCAGCUUUAAGAUCAAUGUAUGUGAACAGCAAGUAUGAAGAAGUCCGAGAAGAAUGGGAGGAAGAUUACAGUCCUCAGAGGUUUUCUUACAAAGCUCUUUACAAAGCCACCAAAGGGUUCAAAGAGAGCGAGUUAUUCGGUACAGAGGCUAAUGGGACAGUUUACAAAGGAAAGCUCUCUUCUAAUGCACAGAUUGCUGUAAAGAGAGUUUCUUUAGAUGCAGAACAAGAUACCAAACACCUUGUUUCUCAGAUUGUUGGUAUUGGGAAGUUAAGGCACAAGAAUCUUGUGCAGCUUUUAGGAUACUGCAGAAGAAAAGGUGAAUUACUCUUGGUCUAUGAUUAUAUGCCUUAUGGAAAUCUUGACGAUUUCUUGUUUAAUGAAGAAAGGCCUAACCUUAGUUGGUCUCAAAGGUUUCACAUUAUCAAAGGAGUGGCUUCAGCUCUUCUAUAUUUGCACGAACAGAUCGUUCUCCACCGAGAUGUAAAAGCCGCAAAUGUACUCUUGGAUGAGGAUUUAAACGGGCGGCUAGAUUUCGGUCUAGCUAGAUUUGGUACAAACAGGAAUCCAAUGCUUGGAAGCGUAGGGUAUGUGGCUCCAGAGCUUAUAAUAACAGGAAUGCCGACAACCAAAGCCGAUGUUUAUUCAUUCGGGGCAUUACUACUUGAGUUUGCUUGUGGAAGAAUGUUCAUUGAGUAUCCCGGGAAGCCUGAAGAGUUUAACCUGAUCAGCUGGGUGUGUCAAUGCUGGAAAAGAGGGAACUUAGUUGGCGCCCGAGACGCUAGAUUGGAAGGAGACUACGUCUGCAAGGAGAUAGAGAUGGUACUAAAGCUUGGACUACUAUGUGCACAGUACAAUCCAGAGGACAGGCCUAGUAUGUCCCAAGUGGUAAACUAUCUUGAAGGAAAUGAUGUUUUGCCUGAGAUGCCUCCAGACACUCCUGGGAUCAGUAUUCCAACACCGUACAACGAAGUUCUUGCGUAGCAGCACUUCGUCUAGUCCCCGGAAAGAACAGAACAGUCCACUUCUCUCAAGAACCUACAAAAAUACGGUAUAAUCUUGGAAACAUUUCUUUACAGUUUGUCCACAUUCUUUAUGUCACUAUGUAUACAAUGAAAGAUCAAAUACAAAACACUAUGGUCAGGAAACGCUUGUAAUGUUAUAAAUUUAUAAUGGCAUGAAAAUAUUCAACAAAAGUGUUACAAUCAUGUUCACAAGUAGAGUUUUCCUAUAAUUUCUAGUUAGCAGUUUUGUCAUAUUUUGUUUUAAGAUAUAAAUAAAUUUUUAUAUAAUUCUUAUUAGCAGCUUUUGAUUUCUAGUACGAAUCUUGAAUCGUG
Molecule: messenger RNA, 1572 nt
Organism: Arabidopsis lyrata subsp. lyrata
Lineage: Eukaryota; Viridiplantae; Streptophyta; Magnoliopsida; Brassicales; Brassicaceae
Product: receptor like protein kinase S.3
Exons: 1
Coding region: 206-1219 (337 amino acids)
Biological process (GO): protein phosphorylation
Cellular component (GO): plasma membrane
Molecular function (GO): protein kinase activity; ATP binding
Source: RefSeq, a predicted model, not a curated record